Molecule: messenger RNA, 1390 nt
Organism: Magnolia sinica
Lineage: Eukaryota; Viridiplantae; Streptophyta; Magnoliopsida; Magnoliales; Magnoliaceae
Exons: 2
Coding region: 277-1188 (303 amino acids)
Biological process (GO): biosynthetic process; mitochondrial respiratory chain complex I assembly
Cellular component (GO): mitochondrion
Source: RefSeq, a predicted model, not a curated record
UCGGUCUCUUGGUAGGUCCUGGUGGUUAUAGCGCGAGUUACCGUAGCAUUCAAUCCUCUCUCUCGCUGCCGUACUCUCUGUCGCCCUGUAGAUCGAACACUCUGCUCUCCGUCGUUCGCGCCCUGUCACUCUCUCAUUCUGUCGAUCGAACCCCUUCACUCCAUCUCUCCAUCUCUCUCUUUCUCUUUCUUUCUCGAUCGAACCCUCCAACAAACCCGAAGAAGAAGAGAGGUUUUCUGUUGGAUUCACAGCAGAGAAGUCCACAUUGUGAAUUUGAUGAAUGGCGCUUCCACAUCUAGCAACAGCAUUCGGGCAGCAUUAUCCUACUGCGUACAGCAAGUGCGCAGCUACGAUUACCACCACUACCUCUGCCUCCUCCAUCUCCCCCCAGCAGUGCGGAAGGCUGCAUUUGCGUUGCGUGCUUUCAAUGUAGAAACCUCCAGAGCCAUGGAUGUUGCCUCCGACCCCAAGAUUGGACUCAUGCGCCUCCUUUGGUGGCAAGAAGCAAUCGACAAAAUCUUCAGCAAGAAGUUAAUCGAGCACCCGAUCGCUCAGGCCCUCUCUUCAGUAAUUUCAGAACACAAAGUCACAAAGAGUUGGCUGAAACGGUCUGUUGAAGCCCGGAUAAAAGAUGCGAGCAGGGAAGAGAAUGGGAUCCUGGAAACAAUUGGAGAGCUUGAGAAAUAUGCGGAGGACACUAUGUCUACCCUCCUAUAUAUGACUCUCCAAGCUGGUGGGAUUCGAUCUACUGUGGCCGAUCAUGCAGCCUCUCAUAUUGGAAAGGCAAGUGGCCUCCUCUUGCUACUUAAAUCUCUACCAUAUCAUGCAAGUCGCGGUGGACAGUUUUCUUAUAUACCAAAAGAGGUAGCUGUGAAUCAUGGAUUGUUGGUCCAGCAGGCAGGUCGGUCAGAAAUCCGGGUGGAACCCAGUCAGGCACUGGCUGAUGCGGUUUUUGAGAUCGCAUCGGUUGCUAGUAUCCAUCUGCAGAAGGCUCGGGAGUUGACUGGAUCUGUGCCCACUGAGGCUUUUCCGGUACUUCUUCCAGCUGUGCCUGCACAGGUUCUUUUGGAUUCUCUCCAGCGAAGUCAGUUUGAUGUGUUUGAUCCGAGGCUGGCACGUGGGGUUCUGGGUAUUUCUCCUUUGUGGUUUCAGAUGAAGCUGAAGUGGCAUGCGUGGAGAAAGUACUGAAAAUCAUCUUUUUACCUUGAUUAUUAGGAAGGGUUGGAGGCAAUUGGAUGUGAGGUUGUACAAUUUUCAUGCGUUAUCGGGUAAAAUUUAAAAUUUCAACGUUAGGAAAUUUGUAUCGUUAGGGUUAUUAUUAGUUUUUGUUCUCUCUACUUUCAGUAAGGCCAUUCAAUCGAAGUUGAUUUGACCGCCAAGCUAUUUUACA